UCCCAGCUUCCGGUGUAAACGGAAGGCAGCAGAAGAGAGCAGUACUGCCUUGUAACGUCAAGUGUGCCAAGUGUGCAGGACGCUAAUAAGUCAGUCUUAUUAUUUGUUAUCCAGUUUAUAAUAUUUACGGCGCAUAAAAUACAUCUUUGAUUCAUUAUUUAAGGAUAAAGUGGUCUCGAUGCGCUAGAAGCACUGUGCCGCUUCUCGUGCUAUCUUUGCUUGUUAGUUAGCUUAGCUCGCUAGUUAGCUUAGCUUGUUAGCUGCUAACAGAAGCAACAGAAGUUAUCAACACAUCGCUAAGUAGAGAUCAAGUGUGAGAGUAAAGUGUUGUGAUUGUGUGAAAAUGUGCCACAGAAGGAUAGCAAAGUAUGAGGAGGAACUUUGUCCAACAAAAGAGGAGAAGGAGCGACAACAUCAACUACUGGACGCUGUUUUCAAGAAACAUCAAGUUGUGUUACACAGAACGGACAUCGAUGAAGAACAUCUUCCUCAUGAGCAGGAGGAUGAACCACAGUCCCCCCACAUACACGAGGAAGAAAAGGUACCACAUUCCCAACACAUCAAAGAAGGAGGAGAGGAGUCAAAGCCCACCCACAUUAAAGAGGAAGACGAGACGCCACACACCCAUAAUGUUAAACUGACCCUUCACAUUAAAGGGCAAGCGGAGGACCCACUCAUCUUACACAUCAAAAAGGAAGAGGAGGACCUACUGACCCCUUACUUUAAGGGGCAAAAGAACCAGCUGACCCCUCACAUUAAAAGGAAAGAGGAAGAAGAGGACCAAGAGCCGCCACACAUUAAAGAGGAAGAGGAGGAAGAGGGCAUCAGUCAGCCUAAAUGGUUGGAGGAGUUCCCAGUGACUGGUGUCCCUGUGAAGAGUGAAGAUGAUGAGGUGAAAGGUGAAAGUGAGGAGAGGGGAGGGGGGGAGCCUCCAAGCAGCAGCUCAACACAACACAUGACAACAGAAGCUGAUGGAGACCACUGUGGAGGAUCACAAGCAGACAAGCUCUUAGCUCCACUAUCAGAUAGUGAGGACACAACGUCACACUCUCCUGACACUGAUGAUGAAGACUCUAAAGAUGAUAAGACAUGUCACACUGACAACACUCACUUCACAUCUUCUCACUGUCACAAAACUUUUAAAUACCAUAGUCUUCUGAAAAGACACAUGAGAACACACACUGGAGAAAAACCUUUUUCUUGUUCACUCUGUAGUAAAGGUUUUACACAAAGUAUCCAUUUGAAAAUACACAUGAGAACACACACUGGUGAAAAACAUUUUUCCUGUUUAAUCUGUGGUAAAGGUUUUACAGAAAGUCAGAGUUUGAAAGUACACAUGAGAAGACACACUGAUGAAAAACCUUUUGUUUGUUCAAUCUGUGGUAAAGGUUUUACUAGCAGUCAAUGUUUGAAAAGACACACAAGAACACACACUGGUGAAAAACCUUUUCCCUGUUCAAUUUGUGGUAAAAGUUUUAGAGAAAGUCGCAAUUUGAAAGUACACACGAGAACACACGCUGUUGAAAAACCUUUUCCCUGUUCAAUUUGUGGUAAAAGUUUUAUAGAAAGUCAGAAUGUGAAAAGACACAUGAGAAGACACACUGGUGAAAAACCUUUUUCCUGUUCAACCUGUGGUAAAGGUUUUACACAAAGUCACGAUUUGAAAGUACACAUGAGAAGACACACUGGUGAAAAACCUGUUUCUUGUUCAACCUGUGGUAAAGGUUUUACUGCAAGUCAGAAUAUGAAAAGACACAUGAGAACACACACUGGUGAAAAAUCACAUUCCUGUUCAAUCUGCAACAGAAGCUUUUGUGACCGAUCAAGCCUUGUAGCACACAUGAGAAGACACCCAGGAGAGAAAGUGUUGAGUUGCAGUGUGUGUGGUGAAAGAUUGUCUUCUAAGUAGCAGUGUAAGAAACACAAGUGUGCUGGUGAGAACAGCAGCAGCAAAUGAAACUGCAGGAUUUGAAAUAAACUGUCCAGACUUUCAUUUUGACUUUCUAACAACAUCAGCACAUACAACAUGUGUGACAUUGUUGUUUGUCUAACAAUCUGUUUAAUAUGCUUCUACAUUUAUAGAUUAGAUAUUUUAUAUUAGUGCUUUUUUCAGUCGAGCACAUACAUUAAUAUGCAAUAUUGUGUACUUUUAUUAUAAAAUGGACAGAACAAUUUAAGUAAAAAGGUGGGAGUAAACAGUACGGGAAAUAUUUUACAUGCAAUAAACAUUUUAUGUGUGUGUGUAUAUAUAUAUUCUGUAUAUUCAACAUAUAAUUUUAGACUUAUUCAUAUGAAAUAUGAAAUUAUUACAUAUUUGUAUUUCUAAUUGUUAAUAAUCCCAUAGAUUAUCACCUUUAUAUGAUAUACAUAUGUACUGGUUCACAUCUGAAACAUCUUCUUGACCACUUCAGGAAGCAUAUUAUUAAUUACUUUAUACAUCGUUUCAACAAUACAAUUUUAAAAUGUGUGACUUUUUGAAUCAUCUGUUGGUUCUCUUUAAUCUAUUUUAUUCAUUAUUGUUAUUACUCUGUACUUAUGAUGAUUGUGUUGUGAUUAUUUUAUAUGUAUGUCCCCAGACCUUUAUGCAGUAUAAAAGUGAGAGAAAAUGGCAGAUUUAUUUGUGGAAGGAUGGCUAAGUUUUUACAUUUGUGGAUAUAUUAAAUAAAUCAAGUAUUGUGUUUUAAAUGUU
Nerophis ophidion (straightnose pipefish) is the source of this 2689-nucleotide messenger RNA. RefSeq names its product zinc finger protein OZF-like. Gene Ontology annotation, molecular function: DNA-binding transcription factor activity, RNA polymerase II-specific; RNA polymerase II cis-regulatory region sequence-specific DNA binding. Bases 344 to 1909 code for a protein of 521 amino acids. The record is from RefSeq and is a predicted model, not a curated record. Gene Ontology annotation, cellular component: nucleus. NCBI's taxonomy places the organism in Eukaryota, Metazoa, Chordata, Actinopteri, Syngnathiformes, Syngnathidae. The transcript has 2 exons. Gene Ontology annotation, biological process: regulation of transcription by RNA polymerase II; central nervous system development.